Molecule: messenger RNA, 2709 nt
Organism: Mytilus trossulus (common blue mussel)
Lineage: Eukaryota; Metazoa; Mollusca; Bivalvia; Mytilida; Mytilidae
Exons: 4
Coding region: 1-2709 (902 amino acids)
Source: RefSeq, a predicted model, not a curated record
AUGGUUAUGGAGGUUUCAGAUUUGGAGGCAAGUUCAGAGGGAACUGGUAAUCUUUUUGAUGAAGUGAAGAGUAAAACUUGCUCUUUAGAAAAAGAUAUCGAACAACUUAAGAGAAAUAACGGAGAUGGUAAUGAUUCUCAGAGUAUUAAAGACGAACUUAGAAAAUUAGAAAGUUAUAGUGAGAAGCUAAAAGGAAAACUACUGGACAUGCAAUGUAGGUCUAUGAAAUAUAAUCUCAUUUUCACGGGACUUCAAGAGCAAAGGGAUGAAAACUGUGAAAUGAAGAUUAGACAGUUUAUUUACAAUGAAAUGAAGAUCCAAAAACCGUUAGAAUUUGGAAACAUUCACAGAUUUGGUAAAAGUGAGCCAGGGAAACCGAGACCAAUUAUUGCAAGAUUCCUUUAUUAUUCUGACCUUGAUAUGGUGAAAAAAGCAGGACGAAAUCUAAGAGGUACAUUUUACGGUGUAAACGAGCAGUUUCCACCAGAAAUAGAAGAACAACGACGAAAGCUAUACCCAAUAGCGAAACAGGCGAGAAAAGAGAAAUUAAAAGUUGUAAUGAAAAGAGACAAACUUUACAUUAACGACAAACUUGUUAAGCCAGAUGAAAUCGCAGACGAUACCGAGCAUAAAGAGCCUCAAAGAUCAACCACCAGACCGAAUAAACGUCCACGGGUGAACUCUACUCCUGAACGAGACGAAACAAAAACUGAUGAUUUAGACGUUAUAGAUUUGCCAGGUUAUAAAUUUGUAAUGAAAAAUAGAUCUCACUUAAACAGAGUAAAAUCAGGUGGAAUUGUACUUGGUUUUAAAGAAUCAUUAUCUGAUCAUAUUUCUGUUGUUGAAACAGACAGUAAAUAUAUUUUAUGGUUUAAAAUUGACAAACAUGUAGUUAAACUACAACAAGAUAUUUUGUGUGGUAUUGUGUAUAUUCCGCCUGAAAAUUCUGUAUAUUGUGUUGGUGAUCCAUUUAGCGAAAUUGAAAGUGAAUUUUUGAAUUUUAGUACAAGUCAUGACAAUAUAUGUCUUUUUGGAGAUUUUAAUGCUCGAACUGCAGAAGAGUCAGACUUUGACGUCGUAAAUUUUGAAGAAUUUUCAGGAAUGUUAGACAUUGAAAAUGAGGGUGUUUGUACUUUAGAUGAGUUAAAUAUAAAUCGAUUAAGGAAAAGUAUGGAUCACAAAAAAAACAAUUUUGGUAACUUGCUUCUUGAAUUUUGUAAGAAUAACAAUAUGUUUAUCCUAAAUGGAAGAAUGUGUGAAGACAAAGGUCUGGGUAGUUUUACAUGUAAAAACACUAGUGUAGUGGAUUACAAUAUUGCUUCCCCAAAUUUUCUUAAGCUGGUUCAAAAUUUUUCAGUAUUAAAUUCUAGCGUUUUAUUUUCGGAUAUUCAUAAUCCACUGUCGUUAAAGAUUACUUGUUAUGAAAAACAAAACGACGUCAGUCAUGAUGAUGAAAUGCCUGAGGAGAAGAUUAAGAGAUGGGAAAAUGAGCAAAUAGACACCUUUAUUAGUAACAUUGAUAGACUUAAAGUAAAUGAAAUACUAGCUCAAUUAACGGAAAUGGUUGAAAAUACAAGUGAAAACUCAAUUAUUAAUAAAGUUGUUGAGGAUGUAUGUCAUUUACUUACAAAUGCGGCAAAGUCUACAUUCGGCACAUUUACUAAAAGAAGUAAGCAUACACAAAAUAUAAAAAAAUCAAAACCAUGGUUCGAUAGCGAAUGUAAGGAAGCUAGAAAAAAGUUUCGGUCUAGUAGACGAAAACUUAAGCGAAACAAUACUGACGACAGAGUGAAUGAAACAAAGAAACUAGAAAAGAGUUAUAAGCGAGUAAUGGAUAAGAGCAUUCGUAAACAUAGAAAGAAAAUUAGACACAAGAUAGAAAACUUAAGAUCGAUUAACCCGAAAGAAUACUGGAAGAUUUUGAACGGUGGUAAAAGGGGAAACAAUCCAUGUGUACCUAUUAAUAUUUUGUUUGAUUAUUUUAAGAACUUAAAUUUAGGAAAUUCUGAAGAUGAAGAGAUUGUUUUAGAAAAUUUGAACAAUGUAAAAGAUUUAAAUGUUACAUUAAAUUCACCUAUUACAGAAGAGGAAAUUGAAAAAUCUUUGAGAAAGUUAAAAAAUAAUAAAUCCUCUGGUGAUGAUAUGAUUGUAAAUGAAUAUUUAAAACACUCUUUUAGUGUUAUGUCACAGGUGUUUGUGAAACUUUUUAAUAUUAUAUUUGACAGUGGAACUAUCCCUGAAAAUUGGCUUUCUGGAAAUAUUAUACCUUUAUUUAAAAAUAAAGGAAACAAACAUGAUCCUAGCAAUUUUAGACCUAUAACAGUUAUAAGCUGCUUUGGGAAAUUAUUUACUUCUAUUUUGAAUUCACGUUUGAAUAAAUUUUCUGAUGAUUUUUGUUUACUAUGUCAGAAUCAAGCUGGUUUCAGAGAAGGUUCUUCUACUACAGAUAAUUUAUUUGUUAUCUACAUGCUUAUUAGUAUCAUGAAAAAUAAGAAAAAGAAACUAUUCUGUGCAUUCGUAGAUUUUGCUAAAGCCUUUGAUACUGUUUGGAGAAAGGGUCUUUGGCAUAAAUUACUUGUGAAUGAUAUUAACGGUAAAAUGUAUAAUCAAUGGGCCGAAACAGCAGCUAGAGGACAGCUUGUGGGUGUCACAUGUAGAACAAGCUCUGCUUACCCUUCCGGAGCACCUAAUAUCACCAUCAGUGUUUAG